Molecule: messenger RNA, 2732 nt
Organism: Lytechinus pictus (painted urchin)
Lineage: Eukaryota; Metazoa; Echinodermata; Echinoidea; Temnopleuroida; Toxopneustidae
Exons: 4
Coding region: 596-1390 (264 amino acids)
Biological process (GO): ubiquitin-dependent protein catabolic process; protein K48-linked ubiquitination; endoplasmic reticulum unfolded protein response
Cellular component (GO): endoplasmic reticulum; cytosol; ubiquitin ligase complex
Molecular function (GO): ubiquitin protein ligase activity
Source: RefSeq, a predicted model, not a curated record
AUAGCGACAUUUUUUUUAAGGACGAUAAACUUUGAGCAAGUGGACGUGGAUUUGUGACGACUUUUUCACUUCGUAGCUAGCUAUAUAUAUAGCUCAUUCACUCAAGAAAGGGUAUUUACAAUUCUACGGCUACGUGUAACUAGUUUUCUCAAUUAUUUACCAAGGCUUCCAAGCAUCUAUUCUUCCGUUGGCGUUGUAUCAUUUUUUGCCAGCAUUUAUACCGUACCGGUACUGUAUGUCGACUUUGUCAUAACUUACUCGGACUCAAUAUACCUUACCUCUUGCCCCGGGAACCUCGACACGACGUCUUUAGUACGUGGUACUACGUGUUCGGGCUGCCGCAGUAACCUUACCUCUGACUAGGGCUAGGCCUACUCUGUCUGAAAAUAGGAAACUGAAAUUUAAGACACUGUGCCAGUCUGAAGACUGAGCUGUGGUGGGUCUGUGCCUGUACCUGUGGAGUGUGAAUCUUUAGCUGUUCAUCGUUCUGCGUUCUUCUCAAAAGUGUAAACCCAAUUACUGGAAAACGGUCCUCUAGAAGGGAAGGAUCCAUUUUCAUCAAAUUUUCAGGAAAAAAACAUUGGCAUACUCAAGGAUGCCUACUGCUACUACAGCUGGUCAGCUUCCCAUGCCCCCUCUCCAAACAUAUGUGGCAAUCAGCAUUCUGUUCUUAGCUUGGUCACUUCUGCAAGCCAGAGAAGGUCUCUCUUUACUAGAAACCAUGCAGGCUGGCAAGGAGAAAGGUCCAGCCGAAGUCAGUUCUAUCCAGGAGUCACUGGUCACUCCUGCCAUCGGUGAGCCUGUCAGUCGUGAACCAGUCAAGGGAGAAAGUUCUAACAAUCUACUGGAUGAGCUUCUUGGUUUGAAACAUAGAGAUGUACAUGUAGAUUCAAGGGGACAAGGGAUUUCACUAGAAUCUUCUCAAGAGCAGCCUCCCAAAGGCUCACCUGCAUCAUCCCCAGCAACAAGCUCUACUCCUUAUGAUGGGUACCUGUCAGGAUCAGAAUCCAGUCCUGGUCCGGAUCCUGUUUCUCCUCUGGAUGGUGGUGAAGGAAUACAAAAGAUCCAGGACCAGGAAAUUCUUAGACCUAGUCCAGAGGAAAUCCAAGAAGAAAUCUUCCGUAACUUGUCAUUUGAUUUUCGUAUCCAUCCUGACGACAGUGAUGUCAUUAAGGUGAUGAAGCUCAUGCUUCAGGAUUCUCUCUCUGUCGUGGUUGUAAUCAACAUGGCAUUUUGUUGCCUUAUACUCCUUGGAAAGGCUAUCCAGUAUAUUGUGUUUGGCAACCUUAGAGUCAUAGAAAGACAGGUAAGCGGUUUUACUCUUAAUUAUUCUAACUUAGUGGCCCAUAUUCUGAAGUCAGGUUUAAAGUUGUGGCUUAAGUAUGGAUAGCCAAUUGUUACAUAAAUCAAGUAACAGUAGAGAUAUAUAUAUUUCAGCUCAUUUGACUCUCAAAUCAUUCAUAAUCGUCUAGGAAGUAUAAAUAGAUGAUUGUCUUCACCAAUGAAGAAUCAGCAAAGAGUACAGUAAAUAUAAAAAACUUACAAUUUAAUAAAAAUUUUGACACUUUUGGCUUCCCAUAAUUUUAGCCCAGAGUUAGACCUUGGUCUAUUAAAUUUAAACUUGACUUCAGAAUACGGGCCAGUAACUUUUAUGUAUGUGUGUGUGCCACUUAAUUUGCAUCUACAUGAUAAUUAAAUGCAAUUUGAUAUUGUUAUUAAAUAUUAUCAGCCCUUUCAGUAAGAUCUCAGGAGGGCAAGGCAAUUUUUUGAGGGCACUCUAAAAAUUGCCUUUGAUUUUUUUUUACAUGAAGGGCAUCAAGGCAAUUUUAGGGCACCAAGACAGUUUUUAGAAUUUAGAAGGGCACUAAGGCAAUUUACCGAUUGUAUACUGACAUGUGACUUUUUAUGUUCAAAAGAACAUAAUAAAGUAGUUUAUCUUAUAAUGAAAAAAUCAAUUGAAAUAUUUUGAAAUAAAAUUUGAUAAUUUUAACAACCUCUUGUUUAUUUGGAACCUUUAAUUUGAUUUUGAAAAUUCCAUCAAUAAUAGAGUGUUGAGAUCGAGCCUAGACAUUGGAUGGUUAUCAGUACGGUACGUGUGCGAUACUUGGGCUUGGGGUCCAACUCAAAACAUUACAAUGUCAUCUCCGUUAUUAAAUGCAUUGCGCACCUCGAUUGAAAGUAAUUAACGUGGUUCAAUUUCCAAGAUGAUCCACGUGUGCACGCUAUUUGCGCUAGUGAAUCUUACCCCGGCCGAGUUUCCGUGGCGAUUUAUGUGGGAUUAUGGAUAUACGGAAAUCCAAUUUAGGAUUCGAUAGCGCGACCAUUGGAUUUUCAUAUUUUUAACAGAGCCGCCUGCACGAACCAGCGCGGAUGGGUAGUGGGGAGUGUUUACGUCUGCUAAGUAUCAAAUCGUAUGGUAAUUUGGUCAUGUCAUGACUUCAGUUCGAUUUAGUUUAAGAUCUAUCUAUUUGCUAUUGUGAGAAUUCAGGUUUGGAGUUUUGGAGAGCUUGAGAAUGAGAAGGCACCGACGGCGGUUUGAUAAAAGGGUAUGGCAAUGGACUGCCGUCGGUGAAGGGAACAAUUUAAGGGCAGCGCGGCAACUGCUAAGGGCACCGACGGCAAUUGCCGUCGGUUACUGCGAGGGCUGAAUAUUAUCAUGUCACAUGUAUGUAUAAUUUGUAUGCUAUUUUAAUUUCUUGUUUAUAGAUAUAAUUCUUUUGUAUUUAAUAUAA